Messenger RNA from Agrilus planipennis (emerald ash borer), 1754 nucleotides. Its product is annotated as UBX domain-containing protein 4. Lineage: Eukaryota; Metazoa; Arthropoda; Insecta; Coleoptera; Buprestidae. The coding region runs from base 104 to 1603 and encodes 499 amino acids. Gene Ontology annotation, molecular function: protein binding. The transcript has 7 exons. The record is from RefSeq and is a predicted model, not a curated record.
UAAAUCUGUCAUUUGUCAUUUCAUUUCAUGAUAUCAGCAAUCUCGAAAACACUUUGUUUGAGUAAAUUUUUAGUUAACGUAUUUCAAAAAGUUAAUUUUUAACAUGAAAUGGUAUGAAGGAGGAAUAGCAGAAGCAGUUGCAGCUUCGAAACGAAAAGGAGCAGUAUUCGUUGUAUUUAUUGAAGGAGCUAAUGAUAUUUCUAAGUCUUUAUCUGACUUAUUAAGUAACGAAACGAUUUCAAACAAGAUAGAAAAUGAAAAUUUUGUUGCAAUAAAAAUUGAAGAAAAUUCUGUGCCACAUCAGCAGUUCAGUCAUAUCUAUAAAGAAGCUACCAAGCCAUCAUUAUAUUUUAUUGGAAAAAAUGGGAUCCUCUUAGAAGUCAUUAGCAAUGAAAUUAGUGCAAUUGAAUUAACUGUUAAAUUAGAUGAAAUUACCCAAAGAAAUGCAGGUCCAAUUCCUCAAUCUAGUUCAGGAGCAACACAGUCACAAAAUUUUAUACAUUCCGAACAGAAAUCUCAGAAUGAUAGAAGUAACCAUGAACAAGAAAAGGAAGUUAGAGAUCAACCCAAACGAAGAAACAAUACUUCUCCUAGAAGAAGUCCACAAGGUGCUGACAGUUUGCUUCAUAAACAAGAUAAACCAGAAGUUAGCUCAUCAAUUGAAACUCCUGAUGAACAAGAAGCAAAACUGAAGAAAUACCAAGAAACAAUUCAAAUGAAAAAGGAAGAAAAGGAAUUAGAAGAAAAACAGAAAGAAAAGGAAGAAGAAUUAAAACGGCGAAAAGUCGGCCAGGAUGUCCAAAAAUUAAAACGAUGGCAAGAAGAGCAAGACCUAAAGCAACUUGUAGAGCAAAGGGAAAAGCAAAAACGUGAAGAACAGCAAGCAAGACAACGUGUUUUAGCUCAAAUAGCUCAAGACAAAGCUGAAAGAGCUGCAAAGUUUGCAAGCCCAGGAAGCAGUGCCCAAUCACCUCCUACCCAACCAACUGCACCUAUAACAGCACCUCCCAAGUUAUCUUCCAAUCCUAAUACAGCACGUUUACAACUGAGACUGCCUGAUGGAAGUUCCCACACUCACGAAUUUGCAAGCUCAGCAACCCUUCAAGACGUUCGUGAAUUCAUAGCAGCUAAUUUGAAUAUGGCGUUCAGAACCUACACACUUUCCACAAUGUUUCCCAGACGUGAAUUUUCCGAAAACGAUUACAGUCAGACGUUAGCCGAUCUCCAACUUGUUCCUAAUGCAGUGAUUCUUAUCUUGCCCAUUAACCAUACCACAGUAAGCAACAGGAAUGGCGGCUUCUUCUCAGUUAUAUGGUUUUUCUUCACACCGUUUGUUACAUUCUUUGUCUGGCUCAAAAGUCGAGUCAUGGCAUUUGGCGGACCAAACGACGGAGGGACAACAGGAAUCACUCCAAGGACCAACUUAAAUAUGCGGCAAAGUACUACAGAUGGUCAAGGGCCUUCUGUGGUGAAUAAACACUCCAGUGGUGCAGGAAAAGGUAGUUUCGUUCGUCGUGAAGGUAAUAUCCACCGACUGGUAGACAAAAAAGAUAAGGAUGAUGAAAACAACACAUGGAAUGGUAAUUCUACACAACAAAUGUGAAACAUUAAAUUUUGUUUUAUUUAUUUUGGUAAUUAAUUACACAAUGCUACGCAACAUAUUGUUUAUUAAAAAUGUUCUGUAUUAUUAAUUGAUUUAAUUAUACCAAAUGUGAUUUAAAGAUGUUAACUCAUGAAUACAUGUGUAACUAAUA